Closterium sp. Naga37s-1 is the source of this 1899-nucleotide messenger RNA. Lineage: Eukaryota; Viridiplantae; Streptophyta; Zygnematophyceae; Desmidiales; Closteriaceae. The record is from the annotation of a GenBank genome assembly.
AUGGUGGGGAAGCAUAAGAAAGCCAAGAUCACGGACGAAUGGGUGAUUUCGGAGUUCAGUUCGGUUCAGUCUGAUGAAGAGCAGGAGAGCGCAGAGCAGAACCACAUGUGCGCUCGCUACGAGAAGGCUCUCGACUCCUUCGUCUCCACACCAACCACACCGGCAUUGGAGCCAGCAGCGGCUGUGGAGCCGGACCUGUUGUUUGUGUUUGCACGCAAGAAGCAGACGCCUCUCGAUUCAGAUGCAACAGCUCGCCCAAAAUCCCGACCCCCAUGGCUGCAGUGGACGCUCGUCGCUCAACUCGCCCUGCCGCCUCUCACCCUCACCACUGCCCCCAGCUCGCCCUGCCGCCACACCUUCCUCACACUUCGACUUACUCUGCCCUCCCUCUCUGCCCCUCUCGUCUCCCUUUCUUCGCCUCUCCCCCACCAGCCCCCUUGGCUGCAGUGGACGCUCGUCGCUCAACUCGCCCUCCCCCCUCUCACCCUCACCACUGCCCUUCACGAAAUCCGAGCCGCUGCUACAGACACAGCUACUGAUUCUGCGGACAACCCUGCUGCUAUACACGAUGCUGGGAGCACAGCUGGCGCUGCUGGUGAGGUCAACACGGGUCGAGCCGCAACUGGAGCAGCUAUUGCCACCGGCUCCGUUUCACCUGAUUCACCUGAUUCACCUGCUGCUGCUGCUGCUGCUGCUGCUGCUGCUGCUGCUGCUGCUGCUGCUGCUGCUGCUGCUGCUGCUGCUGCUGCUGCUGCUGCUGCUGCUGCUGCUGCUGCUGCUGCUGCUGCUGCUGCUGCUGCUGCUGCUGCUGCUGCUGCAUCUGCUGUUGCUUCAGACUCAGCAGGAGUCUGGUUUUCAAGCCAGAAAAUGGAUGAGCACGUGCAGAGGUGGCUGAUGGGACGGAUACCCAAGAGAGCGUGGAGUGACUGGUUCAAAGCUGUUGAGAGCGGUGCAGGAGUGUGUGUGGAGAGAGCAGGAUGCAGAGGUGGGUGGCUGAUGGGACGGAUACCCAAGAGGGCGUGGAGUGACGUGGCUCAGUGCGUUGCCUGGUACCGACGAGACCUGGUGUUUGCCAGGCAUCCUUCUUUUGAGGUCUGCUCUGAACCACAGAAGCCUUUCUUUCAGCACCUUUUCCUGAGCUCUUCCCUCAUCUUGAGUAUCUUAUCCCUGGUGUUUCAUGCCUCCCCUGCUCUGCUCUAUUCUGUUGCAGCUGCCGCCACGCGUGCUGCUGUGCUGGCAGCGUACGAGGCCGCCACGUGGCGGCAGCAGGCCUCCAUCCUGUGCCAUGUGGCACGCCUCCAGCUCAGCGCUGACUGGGACUUGCUGGGCCUGUCUGAUGCUUCAGCAGGAGGAUACAUUGUGACAGGCGAUGGUGACAAUAGGAGUGGUGACAAUAGCGAUGGUGAUAGUAAUGAAGAUGAAUGGGGAGAACAGGAUCAGACGGAGGAGGAUGAAGAGGAUGAGGGAGAGAGUGGAGAGGAGGGAGAGGGGGGGGAUUCAGAAGCGGAGGAGGGGGAGGAGGAAGAUGAGGAUUUGGUGUGGUCAGAAGCAGAGGAGCAGAGAGCAUUAGCUCGAGAUGCAGAGAUGCUGAAGCAGCAGGGGGGACAAGGAAUUACUAGUCAGAGACUGUUGGGUGAAGGUUUAACUGGUGGAGGUGACAUUGACGUUCUUGCUGGUGGUGGUGGUGCUGCUACAGCCGGAGCUGCUGGCGAGAGAAAUACUGAUGGCUCAAUUAGUGAUGGUGGUGACGAGUUGUCUGUAAUGGAGCGGACUCUAGUGAGGAAAAAGGAGGAGGCAUCUGGGGAGGUGAAGGCAGCAGUGGGACCGUUUGAUUCGGUCAGGCUGAUUGGGGAGCUGACACUGCUGCACGCUAUUGAGAGUGGAGAGGAGACAUUCUGA